Molecule: messenger RNA, 2162 nt
Organism: Klebsormidium nitens
Lineage: Eukaryota; Viridiplantae; Streptophyta; Klebsormidiophyceae; Klebsormidiales; Klebsormidiaceae
Source: the annotation of a GenBank genome assembly
UGCAGGUCAGGCGUUCUGAGCUUUUCCUGCUGACCAAACCAGCUGGGCCUGCGCUCUUCUGAAUCUCGGCAAAUAAUUGUCACUGUUGAAUAUCUCUACUACUUAGGAGCAUAUCCCUAGUACUAGUAGCGAAAGCAGUGGAUUCCGAGUAGUAUGGAUCAUAGAGGAGUUGCCCGCAAUUGCUCAACGGAGGAGAGCAACGAGUUUGAGUUCCAUUUGGAGAUGAACGGCGGUGCAUCGCAGGUACGUUCUGCAGCCGAGCACUUCCAAGCACUUGACGGGCGGAGUGCACACAACCGGCUCUUGAGCAUGGACGAAGAAGAAGCAUGUUUCUACCAGGAUGAAGGCAAUCCAGUCGACGGUGGAGCCUCGGUUGUUGAUGCCCACGCCUUCGUUGAUAGUGAGCGGUUUGAAGACAUGGUCGAGGAGGGUACAUUGCACUCGCUCGAUGAGCGCUCACCUCAGCGCGACAGCAGCGAUGCCCCCGAAGCUCAGAAGAACGAUUCAGCCAGGGUGGUUAAGAUCCAAACCAGCGGGUUCGGCAAAGUUGUGCACAACCUUCUGAGACAAGCAAGGGACAAGGUCACAUUCCGAGAGCUGCUCGAUGGCUGCAAGCAGCGCGUGCGAGAUGUGGUUGCACUUGGGGGGGAAGAGCGCAGCGGGCGCAGUGGGGGGGGGAAGGAUCGGCGCGUGAGUUUCCGGGCGGACAGCGUGGCGCAGGCGGCGGAGUUCCGGCAGGUGUUCCAGGAGUUUCAGCAGCUGGCGCGCGGGCUGCCUGUGUCGCCCACGCCGGUGGAGGCGCUCCUCAUGCAGGUGACGACGGGGCAGGGCAGCAUCAUGCACUUUGAGGACGCCCUGCGGCUGCAGCAGGAGGACAGCGAACAGCGCAAGAAGGGAAAGAAGGGCAAACAGCAGCCAAUCUCGGGAGGAACCCAGCUGGCGGGCCUGGUGUUGGAGAAGGGUGCGGAGCUGCAGGUGGAGAACGAGCAGCUCAAGAAGAAGCUGAAGGAGCUGCAGGAGGCUGUCUCGAACGCCAACACGCGCGCGCUCAAGUACGAGAAGGACAAGAAGGAGCUCCAGGAGAUCAUUGGCAAGAAGAAGCUCGUGAUUCGGAAGCAGCGUGCGUCGUUCCUGUGCGACCUCGCAGUGGAGAAACGCAAGCGGAGCAAGCUCAAGAUGAAGCACGCGGUGGCGAUCGCGCAGUACGCUCGCCGCCUCAAGCACGUCGUCACCACGCUCACCAUGCACAACUCCAAGCUCGCCAAGGAGGCCGACAGUAGCCGGAAAGCAAAGGAGAGCCGGAAGAAGGAGCUCGAGCAGCAAAAGGCUCAAGAAGGUUCCCACACGGGCAAGAAAGCGAAGCGGAAGCGGCAGCCGCGAGACGGCGAGGUCCUUGUCGAGGAGGGGGCGACGCAGGACGGGCAGCGGCCGACGGAAGGUCGCCCAAAAGCGCCCAAGCGACGUCGAAAGGAAGCCCCGCUGACCGACCGGGGCGACCCUCCGGUCGCUCUGGGACCCAACGCCCGACUCCUCACCGCGUACAGUACUCCUGGGGGCUUGCUUCACGCAGCCGGAAUCGACCCCGGUAUCUCGUCGCCGGCCACAACCACGGUCGGGGCACAACGUCCGGUCACAGAUGCGGUCGGAGCGCAAUCUGCGGCGGCUCCCGAGGCCCCCGGCACGAGCUCGGUAGACCUCGAAUCCACCCCGACUGUUUCCGCAACGCCCCAGACAAAUGCAUCCGAGAUGCUAACCCAACCACAUCCUUCUCGGCAGACAGUGGAGCUGCCAGCUGCGAAUGGGACCCUGAAGAGCAGGAAACGGAAAGCACCGCAAGCAAACAGGAGUACAGGGUUGCCACAGGGUUGAGCUCAGUAAGAAAGAAGCGUCGAUGUUGUCAGUAGUCUCACGGAAGUCAAGGGGUCGGAUUGCUAGCCUAGAGCCGUGUACAAAGGAUGCAGGAAGUUGAUCCGUACUGACAGAAAUGUGCAGAUUGUACAUACUAAGACCGCCACAGGCGGCGCCUCUCGCUGCCUUCAACUUGGAGAAAGUGCUGGGGCUUCGUCGUCAAACGACCGGGAGUUGAAACGGACUCGGUGAGAGAGUCGAUCUCAACUGUGCUCUGUUGCGAUGACAAGCUUGGAGGAUGAGUAUGAUUGUAU